Aspergillus chevalieri is the source of this 159-nucleotide messenger RNA. RefSeq lists its product as uncharacterized. NCBI's taxonomy places the organism in Eukaryota, Fungi, Ascomycota, Eurotiomycetes, Eurotiales, Aspergillaceae. The transcript has a single exon. The record is from RefSeq and is a predicted model, not a curated record. Bases 1 to 159 code for a protein of 52 amino acids.
AUGAGAGUCGGAACUGCAGGAAUUACGGACAAAUUCGCCCGCCGCCUCGUCGCGCACCUCCUCGAAAAUGACAACAUCACUACCAUAAAAGGCUAUUGUUACAUUCCCGCCAAGCUUCCAGAAGCGUUACGAUUAUCCCCCAAGCUCAAGCUCAUCUAG